AUGUUCCAGCUCCUGCAAGCCACAGAACUCGGAAGCUUCGGCCAUGUGGCUCUGGAUUUAGAGUUCCGUGAGGUGGAAUCCUCACAGCUAGGCUUCAAACCGCGGUUAGAGCACCAGAGGAGGAAGAGUGGCCCAGAGGGUCGAGCAGCAGAGGACUUGGUAGCCAUCUUACAAGCCGAGAGCUGCAAACGCUCAAGACCCAUCAGGACAGUGCCGCCUGUUCUCGGUAGUUUGAGGAGAGAGAAAAAAAAAAAAAAAAUGACCGAAGCAAACCGCCCAAAAAAGCUCCUCAUUAGUGAGCUUAGUAGAGAACUCAAGCAGAAAAUCCUUAGAGUCCUGUUUAUGAAAUACGGGCAAAUAGUGGAUGCCAUUUUGAAUAAAGAUCAUGAAACCAACCAAUCACGAAGAAGAUGCAAUAAUGGUGCGGCCUUUCAAAACCCCGCAGGUGUUAAGGGUGCGGGUGCAGCAGGAGAUGUUCAUGGAAAGCUCUCUGACGGAAAAGCUGGAGUGGAGCAAGGAAAAGCCAACAGAGUGGAACAUGCCACCAAUGCAGCUUUUGGGGGUGGCAGACUUGGACCACCACCUCCUCCUCCCAGAUGCACUGGCCCUCCCAGAGGUGGAAGAAGGAGAAGAAGAAGACGUGGAAGAAGAAGUAGGAGGCUUCCCACAUACGUGGCUAAUGGCAGCUCCUCCACAAAAUAUUAG
This is a messenger RNA of Rattus rattus (black rat), 705 nucleotides long. Its product is annotated as RNA-binding motif protein, X chromosome-like. The record is from RefSeq and is a predicted model, not a curated record. Gene Ontology annotation, molecular function: RNA binding. NCBI's taxonomy places the organism in Eukaryota, Metazoa, Chordata, Mammalia, Rodentia, Muridae.